AUGCAGAACCAGUCAGUAAAUCAAUCGAAUAAUCAUCAAACAAAACGUAGCUCAUAUGCAAAUUACGGUAAACAGCUUCAGAAUUCAGUGUCUGGCCAACAACCACACCAACAACAACAGAUUUGGCCGUCGUCUUUGCCAACAGGUUGGAGACGUGAAGAAUGUAUGCGACCUAAUGGAUUAGGCACUGGGAAGUCAGAUGUUUAUUAUAUUAGUCCUCAAAAUCAAGUUGUACGAAAUAAACAAGAAAUGCAAAUAAUUUUAGGUGAUAAAUAUGAUAUUGGUCUGUUUGAUUGGAGAAUGGGUAAAUUUGUGAUGAGCAACAACAACAGUAAUAAUAAUACUAAUAAGUCGAAAAGGCUGGAAGAACCAACUGCAGACAUAUCAGCAUCAUCACCAUCAGCUAAAGUUCCGCGUGUAGAUAAUCAGUGUAGUUUACCAAUGAGAAGGUGUCCAUUCCCGAUAACAAAUGACGUUAAACCGGUUAUUGUACGUUCUCAUCCUGAGUGUAAGCGAACAGAUGUAAAGAAUACUAAUCAAGAAACUCCUCAUCAGUUAUUUUGGGAAAAACGAUUAGCUGACCAUGUGGCUAUUGAUCCGGAUACUGGCGAAUCUUUCAAACCCUUUUUUUUGCCUAAAGGAAUACAGAGUGCUGGAGUACCAGGUUAUCAACCUGUUCAGUUAGUCCAUAGUUUAAUUCAUGCGUUGUCAUCAUCAUCCUCUAAGAUUUCUCCAAUUAUUGGUCAAGAGCAACAACCUUCAGCUAUUGAGAAAAAUCCCUGUGUUGUUAUUAAUCAUUUACAACCAAUGAUUAAGACAUUUAUUGUAACCGAUGACGAUAUACGUCGACAAGAAGCUCGUGUCAAAGAACUACGAAAAAAACUGGAAAUUGCAAGAAAAAAAUUACAUCCGCGAUAUGAAACUGAACGAGAAGGAUGA
Molecule: messenger RNA, 939 nt
Organism: Schistosoma guineensis
Lineage: Eukaryota; Metazoa; Platyhelminthes; Trematoda; Strigeidida; Schistosomatidae
Source: the annotation of a GenBank genome assembly